AUGCCACAAGUCCUCUUCGCCGGCUACAAAGUACCGCACCCGCUACAGCCGCAUUUCCUUAUCAAAGUGCAGACGGAUGGGUCCGUCACGCCUGCGGUGAUUCUGGAGCAGGCGUGCACGAAGCUCAUCGGCACGCUUGCGUCGCUCGAGACGAAGUUCAAGCGGGAGUUUACGUUCCGAGACGUGGACGGCGCCGUCGCGGAGGACGCGUAUGGCACCGUUACGACGGGAGGUGCGGGGUGGACCGAAGGCAGGGACUAUCUGGACUUCUAG
This is a messenger RNA of Sparassis crispa, 273 nucleotides long. Its product is annotated as DNA-directed RNA polymerase II subunit RPB11. Bases 1 to 273 code for a protein of 90 amino acids. Gene Ontology annotation, cellular component: RNA polymerase II, core complex. Gene Ontology annotation, biological process: DNA-templated transcription. The record is from RefSeq and is a predicted model, not a curated record. Gene Ontology annotation, molecular function: DNA-directed RNA polymerase activity; protein dimerization activity. The transcript has a single exon. Lineage: Eukaryota; Fungi; Basidiomycota; Agaricomycetes; Polyporales; Sparassidaceae.